AUGGAGAGCACUGGCAGCUCUCCAGCCUCGUCGGAUGCCCAUGGGGGCAGCAUAAGCCACGACUAUGAUAUGGAGUCAGCGAAUGCGACACCCAACUCGCUCUUCACUGGUACUGCUGAGAGCGACAUGCCCCAUGACUCGAAUCCUGCAUCUCCAAGACAUGUUGUGUCGCUGCCGACUCGCUCGUUUGCACCGCCCACUCGACGUGCUUUGCCUCACCGCGACGUGUCAGAAGAGAACAUAGUCGACGCAUAUGCCGCCUUCAUUCUGUACUGUAAUCCGUAUUUCCCGCUGGACAUCGAUACUUCUGAUUUGAGACGCAUCUUCCAAACACCACCUCGUAGCGAUGGCAAAGAUUUCAGUAUAUUCACGUUGUGGGGACUUGUACAAAGAUUUGACAGCAAAGACAUCAAAACAUGGACACAACUAGCCCUAGAGCUGGGUGUCGAGCCUCCAUCAGCAGAGAGAGGUGGUAGUGUCCAAAAGGUACAGCAGUACUCUGUCAGACUGAAGGUCCGUGUUAUAUUUUCCUCGUGCCCAAGUGUUUCACUCCGACUCACAGCCGUUCUANNGCGCUGGAUGCGUGCAAUGCAUGUCGACGCCUUCUUCGAGUAUCUGCUUGGCAAGAAGCAUAGUUACUACCUGGAUUUGCCUCCACCUCACGACCCUCACCCUUCUAGAGGUCGAGACGGUGUGCCCGCUGACGAAGAUCUUGCCAUCAGAGCAUUAGAUCCCUCCUUCCGUCCCAAGAGGGGUCGAAAGAGAAACGAGACGCCCGAGAAAGACCCGGCUCCUCCAAAGAAGCCGCUACUCACGACAUCCUUCUCUUACGAAGGUAGAGUACUCUAUGCUCAGCCGCAGGCAUCUUACACUGCAUCUGCAAUUCCGCUCAGUGCCAGACCUGUGGAAAACUUUGCAAACGACAUGUGGACACCUACCAAUGCGACAUCAAGGCGACCAAUUCCGCAUUCUGCGAUAGCUGCUCGACCGCCGCAACAUCUUCAAUGGCAGGUUGGUGGAUCCAACGACACGGCCACAACCCCUCAUCCCAUGUCAGCUCUCGAGCCCAGAGCACCGGGCCUGCCAACAUAUGACGAGCCGAUGUCGGCCAUUACUCCAGGAUCUUCUCGUGGCCGCUCACGCAANAAGCAUGGCCCUGCAGUGUCUUCUGCCUGGACGAACGCCACAGCGACAAACGCAAAAGCUCGAGGCAGGCCCCCAGGUAAUCGAUCAGUUCAGGAUGGCCCAUACACCACAUUUCCAGCGGACCCGAACGCUGAGAGGUCAGCGUCGAGAAGCACUCCAGCUGUAUCCUUGAUGCCGUACGAUACUGAAUCGCAUUUGCUCCGUCCCAAUGCCUACACAAAGCCACUGCACAAACCUGUAUUCAUGAUGUCCAACCCGGUUGACGACGCUACCCCACCGCGUCGACCCGAGCGUGGCCGUCUAUCCUUGCAAGUGCCCGAGAAUACUGGUGGACCAGUCCAACCUGCUACACCAUCAGUGCCUACGAACGAAGACUUUGGUCAGGCGUCAGAAGAUCGCAUGCCCAUGGACACCGAGCCCACAGCCUCUGUCUGGCCGGAACCACAGAUCCGGCCUGCUUCACAGACACCCGCCGCUCGUCAGAAUCAGAACCCCGAGCCUGAAGUGGGCCUUGCAUACGAGGCGCUCAAGCGAGUUCUCGCUGCCGACCUCCUCCGUGCAGACUUCUCCGGCAGAUCAAGCAGAUUGUUGGGACCAGAAGCGAUGCGUUUGUCUGAUGCAAUCCUUCAGCGUUUCGGCAUACCCAAGGCAGAUUCUGAUGACAAGAGAGACGAUGCUCUUCGUAUCGCGGCGACGAGCUGGCUUGGUGUGUCACGACAACUCGGCUUUCAAUCUGCAAUCCCAUGCAACGAGAAGGAAAUUGUGCUGCAGAGGUUCGCAAUACGAGAUAAUGGCCUUGAGGAACGCAUCGGUCCAGACGAACACGCAGCCAGAGUCAAGGAGAAGUUUGACAUCAGUUGGUCUGCUGGGUUUGGAGGAGUAGGUGGAAAGUUUUGCGCUGUCGGACUCGAGAUUGAACAGGCAGCGAUGGAUCCAGAUGAUGCAGAAGAUCGAGCGCACGAGAUGAUCAAGGAGGUUGCCAGCAUGAAGGAGUCCGAGAUUGACUACAAGGCAAAGUACAUGGCGCUGGAUUUUACAGUCAGGCUCAUGAAGGGUCAACUGAAUAGAUUGCAAGACAAAGUGCUGGACGCUUUGUUGUGA
This is a messenger RNA of Aureobasidium uvarum, 2247 nucleotides long. NCBI's taxonomy places the organism in Eukaryota, Fungi, Ascomycota, Dothideomycetes, Dothideales, Saccotheciaceae. The record is from the annotation of a GenBank genome assembly.